Hippocampus comes (tiger tail seahorse) is the source of this 4386-nucleotide messenger RNA. RefSeq names its product DEAH (Asp-Glu-Ala-His) box polypeptide 29 (gene dhx29). The record is from RefSeq and is a predicted model, not a curated record. The transcript is spliced from 30 exons. Gene Ontology annotation, biological process: translational initiation. Lineage: Eukaryota; Metazoa; Chordata; Actinopteri; Syngnathiformes; Syngnathidae. Gene Ontology annotation, molecular function: RNA binding; ATP binding; RNA helicase activity. Gene Ontology annotation, cellular component: intracellular anatomical structure. The coding region runs from base 1 to 4287 and encodes 1428 amino acids.
AUGUGGUCUCCAAAGACCUACACUCUGUCCAACAAUGCCCAGGUGGAUACAGGCGGUGGGUCGGACAAAUCUAUCCUGAAAGUUUCUAUCCAAGCUGACCUGGAGAAAACGAUCAUAAAGCUGAUCAAUGACUUCCGGCAGGAGAAUGGCGACAAGGGGCCUGUGUCGGGAAGACUCACCAGCAAGAAACUUUUGGAUCUGUACACGGCCCUGCAGAAGUUCGACUUCAAGCGGGAGCAUAUCGAGGAGGCCAUGAAGACCAGCGUGCUCUACGGAGGUGAUCUCCACUCUGCCCUCGACUGGCUCUGCCUGAACCUUCGAGAUGAUGAGCUUCCUGAAGGUUUCAGCCAGCAGAUGCAGGAGGAGAGUCAGAGGAAUCGGCCCCGUUUCCAGCCCCCUGUCCAACCCCGAACCCAGAGCCCCGAGCUACCCAUAAUGCCCCCUUCCAAAGACGCCAGCAAGGUGUCCGUGAAGGAUGACGACGCACGUAUGAAAGAUUGGAUCUUAAGGUACGCUGAGCAGAGCAGCGAUGAAGACGAUGGUGAGGAGGGAGAAGGAGAGAAGACGUCGCAACGCAACCCCGAAUUAGAUGAAAAGUUUGAUCCGAACGACAGGUAUUUGAUCCUGACCGCUCAGCUCUACGACGCCAAAGAAAUGGCAAUGGCGGCCAAAACCAAAGGAGACAAGGCGGCUCAGCGGAUGGCGCAAGACAGAAUACGCAUCAUUCAGCAAGAGAUGAAGCCGUUAGAGUCGCACCCCAUAUUCAACCCUGCCAUUAAAGUGGUGGACGCACCCCGAAAGGAGAAGACGACGCCAUCUGUCAAUGAGGACAAAGAUGAAAUCGGUUUCAACUUGUUUGAGAGGGCAGAAAAAGAGGCCCCGGCAGACAAAGUUGUGCAACCAAAGAAGAAGAUGAAUGAGCCAAAGGACAUUCGUAACUUUGACUACACUGCACGCAGUUGGACAGGCAAGUCUCCUAAGCAGUUCCUCAUUGACUGGGUGCGCAAAAACCUUCCCAAGAGUCCGCCACCGGCCUUCCACAAAGUGGCUGCGGGCAAAUACUGGAGGUGCAAGGUGCGCGUUCAGAGGACGGAAGACGUUUCGACGCCAUCUGUCAAUGAGGACAAAGAGGAAAUCGGUUUCAACUUGUUUGAGAGGGCGGAAAAAGAGGCCCCGGCAGACAAAGUCGCGCAACCGAAGAAGAAGAAGAUGAAUGAGCCAAAGGACAUUCGUAACUUUGACUACACUGCACGCAGUUGGACAGGCAAGUCUCCUAAGCAGUUCCUCAUUGACUGGGUGCGCAAAAACCUUCCCAAGAGUCCGCCACCGGCCUUCCACAAAGUGGCUGCGGGCAAAUACUGGAGGUGCAAGGUGCGCGUUCAGAGGACGGAAGACGUUUUGGAAGUUUGUCCGACCAUCCUGACCGAGGACGGCAUGCAGGCUCAGCAUCUGGGUGCCACUCUGGCGCUUUACAACCUGGUGAAAGGACAGUCGGUGCAUCAGCUCCUCCCCCCAACCUACCGGGACGUGUGGCUGGAGUGGCGGGAUGGUGAGCAGCAGCAGCAGGAAGAGACGCGCAGCGCCGCCAACAAGCCCCGAGACCAGUUCAUCGCCCGACUCCUGACCCGCCUCAAGCAACAGCAGCACCACCACCAACACGGGCUCGAGUCUCAAUCCGAUGGGCAGACUCGGCUUGGUGCUGCGGAGGAGGUGGAAGAAGCAGAGGACUCCUGGGAGAACCUGGCCUCCCUUGAUAUCACGGAGAAAGCAAAAGGGGAUGAAGAGGAGAAGUUGGAGGGAAGGAGAGGUCAGAAGGAACAGGAAGGAGCGCUACGAACGUCAAGAGAACUCCUCAUGAAGCUCAGGACGUCCCCCCUGGCUCAGAGACUCCUGGCCGAAAGAGAGCAGCUUCCCGUCUUCCAGCACCGUCAACACAUCCUGGAAGCCCUGCGGCGCCACCGCGUGGUGGUGGUGGCCGGCGAGACGGGCAGCGGCAAAAGCACGCAGAUCCCACAGUUCCUCCUCGAAGAGCUGCUGCUUGGAGGGGAGGCGGCUCGAGCCUGUAACAUUGUCGUCACGCAGCCACGACGGAUCUCCGCCAUGAGUCUGGCCUGCAGGGUCAGCCAGGAGCUCGGCUGCCAGGACGGGCCGAGUUCAAAGUCGUCACUUUGCGGCUACCAGAUCAGGAUGGAGAACCAGUCGGGCGAGUGGACUCGCUUGUUGUACUGCACCACAGGAGUUCUGUUGCGAAAGCUCCAGCACGACCGACACCUCAGCGCCCUGACUCACGUCAUCGUAGACGAGGUGCACGAGCGCAGCGUCCAAUCCGACUUCCUGCUCACCAUCCUCAAGGACGUGGCCUCCAGGCGGGCAGACCUGCAAUUGAUCCUCAUGAGCGCCACCGCCGAUUGUCACAAGUUCUCAAACUAUUUCAACCGCUGCCCCGUACUUAACAUCCCGGGACGGACCUUCCCGGUGGAGGUGUUCCAUUUGGAGGACAUUGUGGAGGAGACAGGCUACGUCCUGGAGAAGGACUCGGAAUACUGCCAGAAGGUCCUGGAGGAGGAAGAGGAAGUGAGCGUCGCCGUCACGCAAAAAGGCGGAAAGACGUUACAGCACCAGGAGGUGAUCGUGAGGGACUCGUCACCAGGUUGGGAUUUAGGUCCCGACCUGGACCAUUUCAGCUGCAGGACUCGGCAGGUGCUGCAGUACAUGAACCCCAACAAAAUCAACAUGGAACUGCUGGUGGAGCUCAUCAGCUACCUCGAUAAAGCUCCGCAAUUCACAGCACUGGAUGGUGCUGUUUUGGUCUUUCUGCCCGGCCUGGCUCACAUCCAGCAGCUUUUUGACUUGCUGUCCUCAGACAAGCGAUUUAAGGAUAAAAACAGGUUCAGGAUCGUUGCUCUGCACUCGACGCUGUCAUCGAAGGAGCAGGCUGCGGCUUUCACGGUGCCCCCUGCUGGUAUCAGGAAGAUUGUGUUGUCCACCAACAUCGCAGAGACGGGCGUGACCAUUCCCGACGUCGUGUUUGUCAUCGACACGGGAAAAACCAAGGAGAACAAGUACCAUGAAAGCAGCCAGAUGAGUUCCUUGGUGGAGACGUUUGUGUCCAAAGCCAGCGCCCUGCAGAGGCAGGGCAGAGCAGGGCGUGUCCGCAACGGCUUCUGCUUCCGACUCUACCCAAAGUACAGAUUUGAUGCGUUUAUGGAAUACUCCAUUCCAGAGAUACUUCGCGUGCCGCUAGAGGAGCUUUGUCUUCAUAUUAUGAAAUGCGAGUACGGCUCCCCGGAAGCGUUCCUAAGCGGCGCCCUUGACGCCCCGCAGCCUCAGUCUGUGAUGAACGCCGUCAACCUGCUGCGGAAGAUCGGUGCCUGUCAGCCCAGCUGCCACCUGCUCACCCCGCUGGGCCAACACCUGGCGAACCUGCCGGUCAACGUCAAGAUCGGAAAAAUGCUCAUCUACGGCGCCAUCUUGGGCUGCCUGGAGCCCAUCGCGACCAUUGCGGCAGCCAUCACAGAGAAAUCUCCCUUCUCCACACCCAUGAACAGGAAGGAGGAAGCCAACCUGGCCAAAGCUGCACUCGCGUUGGCCAACUCUGACCACAUGACCAUCUACAACGCAUAUCUCGGUUGGAAGAAUUCCCAAAAGGAAGGACACAAAGCAGAAAUGUCCUUUUGCCGCAAACACUUCCUUAACCGCGCUGCACUUGCCACUAUAGAGGACGUGAAGCAGGAGCUGAUGAAGAUGAUGGAGCAGGCGGGCUUCUCCUCGUCGCGCGCAACCCAGGCGCCCGCGGUAUCCAAAGCGCCCGUGUCGUUGCUGGGGGCAGCGCUGACGGCGGGCCUGUACGACAGCGUGGCGCGCAUUCUCUGCGUCGCCUCCGUGGACGCCUCGGAGCGAGUGGCGUGCACGGCAGAGACGCCGCAGGGCCGAGCGCAGGUGCACCCGUCGUCCGUCAAUCGCAACCUGCAGACGCACGGCUGGCUGCUCUACCAAGAAAAGGUGAAGUACACCAGGAUCUACCUACGAGACACCACUCUUAUAUCCCCGUUCCCCAUGCUGCUCUUCGGAGGGGACAUCGACAUUCAGCACAGGGAACGCCUCAUAUCGUUGGACGGAUGGAUGCACUUCCAGGCUCCCGUGCGCAUCGGUGUGAUCUUCAAACACUUGAGGAAGUUGCUGGACUCGUUGCUGGAGAAGAAACUGGAGAACCCGCGCGUGAAUUUAGAAGGUGAGAGGGCCAUCCAAAUCAUCUUGGAGCUGAUCAAGUCGGAGAAUGUGGCGUAACGUAUGGAAACAACAAAAUGGUUGACGCAAGAAUGACAAAGUGAUGGUCACUAAGGAUUUUCUAUCAUGGUAAUAAUCCUCAUAUGAAAAAAUAUAAAU